AUGCUACGAAGAUCCCACAAAAAGUCCCGCAAGGGUGCAAAAUGUGAGGAAUGCCGCCGGCGGCACAUUCGGUGUGAUCAACAGAAACCGUCUUGCGUCAACUGCUCACAGGCAGACCGAACGUGCGUCUAUAGGAGUCCGGCACCACGUCCCGAUUCCAACUCGCCAUCCUCUCACCGGGAUCAAGAUGAGGUGGUGUCGGGGGCCGAUUCCUCAUCACCAGCAACUCCCGGUGCUCAAUCGGUACAGAGUUCCAACGCCGAAGAUGGUAUCGCUGCCUACGACAGUAGUAAUAUUAGCCAUGGUAGUGCCAUGAACAGCAUUGUCAACAUUACCCAUCUGGAACUUUUCCAUGACUUCGGCGAGAGCUCUGGCCCUCUCUUCGUUGGAGACGAUCCCGAAUUGCUCAACAAGUACGUCAAGAACUACUUCUCAGCUGGCUUGACCGAGACGUACCUGGUGCAUCAAAUGCUCGCCUUUGCCGCAAAACACAAGAGCCGCACGGGGCCAGAGUCGCAGGCCAAGUUUUAUGAAGACCAGGCCACUCUGUUGCAGACGCAAGCCUUGACACUGUUCUCAGCGUCGCUCCAGAAACCCAAGUCGAGCACUUCUGCCAUUGCCUCGAUGCGCUUCUCUAGCCUCCUGGGGACGCAUCUUCUUUGUGACACUCUGGCAAAACGCCAUGUGGAUCUGGACUCUUUUAUGAUCCAUUUCGACGAAUACAUGAAGAUCCACCGGGGUGUUCGACCGAUAUUUGAUCAAUACCGAGAAUACUUGCUCACUUCGGAGCUGAGACCAAUACUGGUUUGGGGAUGGAAAAUAGUCCAGGCCAAAGACGAAGGAGGACCCGAAUGCGAGCCUCUUCGAGAAAUGCUUUCCGACGGACACCUAGACAGCACCACCAUCGCCGCCUACACUCACGCUAUUGAUAUGCUGCAGAGAAUCAUUAAUGAUUACAAGAGCCGCCCAACCUUUCCCGGACCGGCGCCGUGGACAACUGUCUGGCUCAAUGGUGUCAAGGUCGAGUACACGGAACUAUUGCGUGCGCGCAAGCCCGAAGCCAUGGCCAUCUUUGCGUACUACGGCGCCAUGAUCCAUUCGCAUCAUCGGGGCUUGUGGCUCGUGGGUGAGAGCGGAAAGCACAUCAUUGAGCUCGCUACCAAGUCACUCGGACCAGAGUGGGCACCUCGAUUGAGAUGGCCGUUGGAGAUUUUGGAGGCAGCACGAGAUUCAUGA
Molecule: messenger RNA, 1236 nt
Organism: Pestalotiopsis fici W106-1
Lineage: Eukaryota; Fungi; Ascomycota; Sordariomycetes; Amphisphaeriales; Sporocadaceae
Exons: 4
Coding region: 1-1236 (411 amino acids)
Biological process (GO): regulation of transcription by RNA polymerase II
Molecular function (GO): zinc ion binding; DNA-binding transcription activator activity, RNA polymerase II-specific
Source: RefSeq, a predicted model, not a curated record